CGCCGCGCUCCGAAGCGGGAAUCCGGGAGGCGGGCAAAUCUGCAAUUAAACGCACCCAUUUAAAAUCCGGGAAUUAGUGGACGCCAUGCACCGGAAACACCUCCAGGAGAUCCCAGACCAGUCUAGCAACGUUACCACCAGCUUCACUUGGGGAUGGGAUUCUAGCAAGACCUCCGAGCUGCUCUCAGGCAUGGGGGUCUCCGCCCUGGAGAAGGAGGGGGUGGACAGUGAGAAUAUCCCCCAGGAACUGCUCUCAAACCUGGGCCACCCGCAGAGCCCCCCAAGAAAACGCCUGAAGAGUAAAGGGAAUGACAAGGACUUUGUGAUCAUCCGCAGACCCAAGCUAAAUCGAGAGAACUCCCCAGGUGUUUCCUGGGACUCCCUCCCAGACGAGCUGCUCCUGGGCAUCUUCUCCUGCCUGGCCCUCCCCGAGCUCCUCCACGUCUCCUGUGUCUGUAAGAGGUGGUACCACCUAGCGUUUGACGAGUCUCUGUGGCAGACCCUGGACCUCACAGGCAAAAACCUGCACCCAGAAGUGAUUGGGCGGCUGCUGUCUCAAGGGGUGGUUGCCUUCUGCUGCCCGCGAUCAUUUGUGGACCAGCCAUUAGUUGAACAUUUCAGCCCUUUCCGCGUGCAGCACAUGGACCUGUCGAACUCGGUCAUCGAGGUGUCGACCCUCCAGGGCAUUCUGUCUCUGUGCUCCAAGCUGCAGAAUCUCAGCCUGGAAGGCCUACAGCUUUCGGAUCCCAUUGUCAAUAACCUUGCGCAGAAUUCAAAUUUGGUGCGGCUAAACCUUUCUGGGUGCUCCGGCUUCUCAGAGUCCGCCCUGAAGACUUUGCUGAGUAGCUGUUGCAGACUGGAUGAGCUGAACCUCUCCUGGUGCUUUGACUUCACUGAAAAACACGUGCAAGUGGCCGUGGGGCACGUGUCAGAGACUGUCACCCAGCUGAACCUUAGCGGCUACCGGAAGAACUUCCAGCGAUCAGAUCUCUCUACCUUAAUUGGAAGAUGCCCCAAUCUUGUCCGCCUAGAUUUAAGUGAUAGCGUCAUGCUGAACCACGACUGCUUCCCAGAAUUCUACCAGCUCAACUACCUCCAACACCUGUCGCUCAGUCGGUGCUACGACAUAAUACCUGAAACUUUACUUGAACUUGGAGAAAUUCCCACACUAAAAACACUACAAGUUUUUGGAAUCGUGCCAGAUGGUACCCUUCAGCUGUUACAGGAAGCCCUGCCUCACAUCCAGAUUAAUGGUUCCCACUUCACCACCAUCGCCAGGCCUACCGUGGGCACCAAAGGCCACCCAGAGAUAUGGGGCAUCAGAUGCCGGCUGACACUGCAAAAGCCCAGUUGUCUCUGAAAUAUUCAGGGCAAGGUGGUGUCUCCUUUUCUCUUGGGAUCAGGGAAAAUAGGCAAGAAGCCCAGUUGCUGGAGCCCUUUUUAUUCUUGGUUUUCCCUUUGCCUUUGUUCUGCAAGUAUAUUAGAGAUGCAUUUGAGAAGGAAAACUAUGAAGUGUUGCUUUUCUUAAAUGACUAUAAAAGCUCUGUCACUGCCAUGCUUCUGAGAGCCUCGCCGUGGGCCUUAUGAAAUUUCAGGAGAGUGAGCCUGUCAUUUCAAGAUCCAUUCUGAGCAAAGUUUGCGCCAUCUCUUCCAAGUGCCCUUAUUCUUAAAUCUGUUUAGAAACGAACUUACAAUUCACCAGCAAGCAAAUCAUUUUCUUGAUCUAUAUAGUAACUUAACUUUCUUCUAUUUAAUUUUCCAGUAUUGCUUUAUGAGACAUAGACUGGAAGAAUGAUAAGCUAUUAUUCACAUUGUGAGCUGAACAGAAUCAUAGGAUAGUCGGUUUGAGGCAGUCAUUCUGUGGAUGGAAACAGAAAGAGGCACGUUUCAACUUUGCCUUUGGAUUUGCAUUUAGACUCAGAACAAGUAGUCCUGGGUAGUUCACCUUAAAACCUAAAAAACAACCAAUCGCAGAUACAGAAUUUGGAGGCUCAGGAGGCAGUUUUCUGUGACAGGUUGAUCUGAAGGAUGUGCUAAUGCACAUUAAUGAAGUAUCCUUUAAAGUACUGUGCUCCCAGAAUACUGACGUAGCUGAGGAGAUAGGAUGGUGGUCUUCUAACUUUAUGAUCAAAUGAUGUUGCGGGGGUUCUUUCGCUUUUUAUAUGCCUUGCUUUGUUUUAGAAAGGUGCUAGUACCCAGUCUCUGUUCCUGAAAUGUUGGCUGGAAUGCUGAACUGAAGUUGCCUGCCGCUUGCCUGUGUUGCUGAGGUUCUUGAAGUUAUUUUUAUAUUACUCUGGAAUCAAGUCUUUUAAAUCCCCCCCCCCCCUUUUUUGUGUCUUCCACAAUCGCUGUUUUAAACUACUCAUUUUAUAAGGUUACUGGACCUAACGUCCCCUAAGAACUGCCUGUUCCUCUCAAUCGGAAAUGCACACACUAGAAGCAGGGGUAGGUCCUGUAGUUCCAGAGCAGUAAGCACAGCUUGCACCUGCAGAAAAGCUAAGACUCAGGUGUUGAACCUUUGACAGCAUCAGUGAUUUUUUUUUUUGGAUGGUACAUAGAAGCAAACGGAUUAAAUUCUACUUAAACAAAACACUAAUUUCUUAUUUAAAUAGAUGGGACCUCCCCAUAUGUCCAAAAUGAAACAGAAAAGCCAAAACCCAUCAUUUCUAUUAACGUUUUUUAAAUCAGAUUUUCCAAAUGUUAGAAACGAUGGUAUGAAGUGCCCUUAUCUGCCAAGACCUAAGGAAGAACAUUUUAAAGUAGUUAUACCAGAACUGAUUAUGUUUCAGUUUUGUAGUAGUUCAAAAGUGCUAAAUACUACUUGAGAUUAUUGUUUACAGAUUAGUGGCAAGGGCUGGGGACAGGAUCCGGGUGGACUCUGACUUCCGGGUGCCCUCAAACACAUAGUACUUCCAAACUCAAGUCCAGCCAAAAGCUAUUUUGCUAACAUGUCAGAGUAAUCUGUAUUUUUGUAUGUGAUUUCUACUUUUAUACACUUGUUUUAAAAUAAAACACAUUUUUAUAAAAACGA
This is a messenger RNA of Miniopterus natalensis, 3031 nucleotides long. RefSeq names its product S-phase kinase associated protein 2 (gene SKP2). NCBI's taxonomy places the organism in Eukaryota, Metazoa, Chordata, Mammalia, Chiroptera, Miniopteridae. The record is from RefSeq and is a predicted model, not a curated record. Gene Ontology annotation, molecular function: protein binding.